Molecule: messenger RNA, 3637 nt
Organism: Haliotis rubra (blacklip abalone)
Lineage: Eukaryota; Metazoa; Mollusca; Gastropoda; Lepetellida; Haliotidae
Product: potassium voltage-gated channel subfamily KQT member 1-like
Exons: 12
Coding region: 309-2501 (730 amino acids)
Biological process (GO): potassium ion transport; transmembrane transport
Cellular component (GO): membrane
Molecular function (GO): voltage-gated potassium channel activity
Source: RefSeq, a predicted model, not a curated record
AUAAUAAGUCUUUCAUUGCAUCACUAGGAAGCUAAAGUGAGUGCCUAUGCCCCAAUAGAUAUAAUAUAGGCCUAAAUAUUGUCGAAUAUGUGUGACAUUGUGCCUUUAAGCUGCUCGGCCACCAUCAGCACCAUGUUAUUGCACUGUCAGUUGCACCAAGAAAUUGUGGAUGAUGUCAACCGUGAUACAUAUACCUAAUAUGUUCCUGUUUUUAUUACAGAUUUGCUGUGGUCCUCCUGUGUCUCGUCCUCAGUGUUCUAGCUUCCAUCAAAGACUUUGAAACCAUUCUCAGUCCCAUCUGUGAAUAUAUGGAAGUGGUGUUGCUGGUGUGGAUCGCCAUGGAGUUCUGUCUACGUCUGUGGUCCUCUGGGUGUCGGUCGCGGUACCAAGGAUGUAUGGGUAGACUAAAGUUCAUGAGAAGGCCUCUCUGCUUAAUAGAUGUGAUUCUGCUGCUGGCCAGCCUGGUGUCUCUGAUUGUUGGCAGCACCCAGGAGAUGUUUGCUACUUCCUCUCUGCGAGGUUUUCGGUUCUUCCAGAUCUUGCGUCUUGUCCGGAUGGACAGACGUGGAGGCACAUGGAAACUGCUUGGGUCUGUAGUAUGGGCUCACAGACAGGAGCUGUUGACCACUUUGUAUAUUGGCGUCCUUGGCCUCAUCUUCUCCUCUUUCUUUGUGUACCUGGCGGAGAAGGAUGCUUACAAAGGAUUACUUGGGAAGGAAGGAAAUGAGAAGCGCUUCUCCAGCUUUGCUGAUGCCUUGUGGUGGGGAGUGGUGACGCUGUGUACAGUUGGCUAUGGUGACGUGGUGCCAACAACGUGGGGAGGAAAGUUGAUAGCUUCCUUUUCUGCCAUUCUGGGAAUAUCAUUCUUUGCGUUGCCAGCUGGUAUUUUGGGUUCAGGGUUUGCCUUGAAAGUGCAGCAACAGCAACGACAGAAACACCUGAACCGUCGCCGUGUACCCGCUGCUCAACUCAUACAGUGCCUGUGGCGGUGUUAUGCUGCAGAUGAAAACUCCAUGUCCCUUGCCACAUGGAAGCCCCACAUGGUGCCAUGCCCUAGUCCAACUUUAGAGAGGCCCUGGAAGAACAAUGCUUCAUUUGUGAGUAGAUUCUCAACACGGCGCAGAGAAAGGUCUGGUACAAACUCAACAUCCCGAGAAAACAGCAGCGGGGACAGAGGUGGGAUUCAGUCCCCAAUGACCCCCCGACAGAACAGCAAGAAGAUGCAUCACUCCAACACAGAGGAGGAUGUACCAGAUGCUCUCAACAGUCUCGUAAAUCGCACAUGGAGUCAUCUAAGCUUAGCCACGGGCAUAGCAGAGCAACGCACUCUGGAUCAUCUGCCUGUCAAGAAGGAGAACUCUAUCUCAUCUAUAUGUAAAGAUUCAGAGGAAGAACAAGAUCUGUCCCCACGUGUCCAGCAGCUGACAGAUGUACACAAGAGAGCCAUACGGUCCAUACGCAAGAUGAAAUAUUAUGUUGCUCGCAGGAAAUUCCGAGAGGCUUUGAGACCGUAUGAUGUGAAGGAUGUCAUUGAACAGUACUCUGCUGGGCACAUCGAUAUGCUGGGUAGAAUAAAAAACCUGCAAGCAAGACUUGACCAGAUCCUUGGCAAAGCAGGCAGUAAAAACAAGGAUGUGUAUGAAUCCAAGCAGAGCCUUGCUUCUCGAGUGGUGAAAGUUGAAAGAUCAACUGAGGAUAUAGAAGCCAAACUGGACCUUCUUGUGGACAUGUACAAAGAGGAUCGCCGAAUUCUUUUGCAGUAUUUACAAACACAGAUGUCCAAUCAGACACAGCCAACACCUGCCAAUCAAACUAAGCCUAGACCCAUAUUGGUGGAGAAACAAUUCACGAGUGAACCUGCCACGCCUACAAGUCUCAGUCAUAAUCCUGUGAAACCUAUGCAGCGGAAUCUUUCAGAUUUAAGCCAAAGAAUAAAGAAACGUGUCACGUAUCGUUGUCUGUCUUUAAAUGACCCCCCUCCGAGAUUAAAAAAUUGCACCAAAAAUGUCAUGACACCAUUUGCAGCAUCAGAAAACGUGAUGCCCAGUCAAACUCCACCUGCACAGAGUGGCUUGGUGAUCGACUGUAAGGGAGAUAACUCUUGUACAAAGGGAGAUAACUAUGGUGAUGAUGAAGAUGAUUCUGAUGAACAGGAAGAGGAAUUCUUUGAAAAAGAGGAUAGUCCCAAUGGGAAAGAGGACACAACUCCCUUGGAAACAGAUCCUUUACUUGGUGAAAGUGGGGAUUUAAAGGAUAAUGUGUCGGAGACAAUUCCCAUGACCAACCUGUCAGAACCUCUAGGAUUAAAGUCUGGUUCUAAUUCCACAUUCAGUUCAGACAUUGAUGCUGUGUUUUCCUCACCAGACGAUGACAACAUGUCACGAAACUUUGAUGGAAGGUCUUCUGUGAAUGAAGGAUAUGUUAGCACCGAAAUUAAUGAGAACACCCUGGACUUUCAUAUACAGUGUGAAACGUCCCCAUCCAAAUACAACCAUUGCUGAGGAUAUGUCACUGUGAUUCUCUGUACAGGAUAUGUUCACAGGAUAUCAAGAUAUUUCGCCAUCAUAUAUGCCUUGUGGAUGCAGCCACUGUUUGCUAAUUCAGCAUUUUCAUGGAGCUUCGUCUAUAUAAACAGUGUACCUCAACUAGCUGUUGUCGUACACUUCGCAACAGAUAAUGUGAAAAUGGGGAUGACCAAGAAUGGAAAUAAAGUUCCUCAAGGGACUGUCUAUUUGAAGGAAGUAAUAUGUAAAACAUUAUAUGACCCAUGCAUCUUUUUGCAAAACUUUCAGUUGAAGUAAUUCUAAGCAGAAAAUGGACAUUGUUUUAUUCAUGACAUGUUGCGUCACCUUUAAUCUGGUUUUAAGAAUAAAACACUCAUCAGUUGUUACCAAACUUAUCAAAUAAAGUCACAGAAUGGAUUUAAACCUAAGUUACCAACCAAAUUUAGUAACUUUCACUUUCCAUUUGUCGUUGUGUCGUGUGACUAUAAUUGUGAGUGGUUCCUUCUUCAUGGGUUUAAGACAUUUGUCAGAAAAUAUUGACUUACAUGAUCAACAAACCAAAAGGAGCUCUAUUUUGAAAAUCUUAAAUGGUUACCAUGGCAACCAUAUUAAAACAUUCAUUUUCAUUCUCAGAAUUGUACUUUGUUUACAACUAACGAUAUUUCUUUUAUGAUGUGUCCUAUUUUUAGUAUGCUAGUCAUGAGAAAUUGACAGUAAAAGAGGUUUGUGUAGUCCAGUGAGACCUUCCUAGUCUAGCCAGGACCUGUUAGUGCUAACACUGUUAGGCAGUUAGUGAUGACACUGUUAUCUUGGACACUGUUAUUCCUGAUAGUGAUGGUCAGCAGGGAAUGCCACCUUCUGAGUCCCAGUCUACAAAGCGUUCAUGACGUUAUGACUUGUCGGAACUCUAUAGUUUGUCAUAGGUUUACGAUUGUCGUAGCGCUACGAACGCUCUGUGGAUAGGUUUCUACUGGAUUUGAAUAAAGUAAUGCUCUUAUAAAUUCAUGCUAAUGCUUCAUAUACAAUGGAUAUAAAUCUAGCUGGAAAUGACAGGCAUGACAAAUGUAAGGUAAUGUACACAAUAACUUGUAUAACAAUAAGUUGUAUACUCCCCAGGGAGUUGAGAUUGCUAA